AUGGCUCCACGUCAGCCUGGCCUGCUUCAGCCAACUUUCAGUCGCGCGUCCUGUUGGAGAGUUCGCAAGAGCAAAUGGCAGAACAACAUCCAUGAUUUCUGCAACAUUUAUCUUAUCAAACAGCAAGUGCUUUUGGUGGCAUUGCUGUUGUAUGCUCGUGACCGACCCUUGAUCCCUAUGGAAUACUCCCCGGGUGAGCUUGCCACCGCCCUAGAACAUGUUGCGGUGAUCCGGAGCCGAUUUAGAUGUGGACAUUCAUUCAUCCAGUGGCCCACCCCGCUUUAUGAAUUGGAAGAGAAUCCGGAGUGGGAGCAUCAUCCAGUUUGUACCAAAUCCCUCCAACUGAAUGUGGAUGCAAUCAUCACGAUGGUGGCUAUUUUUCAUGGUUGUUUCGUGGAUAUCUACCAACUUCAAGACGAGGACAAGCGUGUGAGGAUCCUGUUCAACAUGAUUGCUCGGCUGCGCAAAGAGUGGGCAUGGAGCGCUGACAGUGGGGAUCACCCUGUGGCUUCUGACCAAGGGGUCAACGUUCCAAUGCCUGUUGAUGAUGAUACAUUCUUUGAGGAUGAUGAUGGUGAUGACACAAGUCCCUUUGAAAUGCCCCAGAAAAAAAUUCAGCGGAAGGGGGCUGGCUUGUACGGUGACCAGUGCGUUGAGUCUGAAAGCCCAGCCAAUUUGAAGUUGAAAGAAAUGGGGAUUCCUGUUGAGAUGACCAUGGCAGAAGAGUUGGAACUUCAGAAGGUCUUGCAGGCCAUCGCUGAUUUGGAGGAAGUGCCUACAUCAACAAAGUCAUAA
This is a messenger RNA of Cladocopium goreaui, 795 nucleotides long. The record is from the annotation of a GenBank genome assembly. Lineage: Eukaryota; Dinophyceae; Suessiales; Symbiodiniaceae.